AUGCUGGCUGUGCGCUCUGAUGGGUCGACAGCUUCGCAGGCCGCUUGGGACGCCGACUUGCGACAGCUUCUCCAAGACGCAGACGCACUCUUUGCGGAUGUUGCGUGGCACGACAAGGAAGGCGGCUCGACGGUCUACGCUCACAAGUUUAUCCUCUACGCUCGAGCAAGCGGAGCAUUCCAGCAAGCGUUCUUGGGCGUCCCGCACAGCCUCUCGGAGACGAGCUUGUCGCGCAUCGGCCAAUCCAGCGCCUCCCUGCGCACCUUCACGCCGACGAGCGCCAUUGCAGACGGACGGGUCCCUGCUGGUCUAGAGAAGGACAACAGCGGGGCCGCGGAUGCGAAUGCCACCCUUCAGAGGGCCAGUGCUCGACCCCUGCGAUUGUCCUUGCGAUCAGCAGACGUUCCCGUCUUCAAGGCGGCACUCAAGUGGUUCUACACGGCCGGCAAAGAGGACGAGGCUUUUCGCACUGUGUUGGACGGCUUCCAGGAUGGAGCGCUUGCGGAGGAUGAGGGCCUCACAGGGAUUCAGCGGUUACGAGAGGACCUGCUGUACAGCUGGCGCAGCAAGCUUUACGCCGACGUCUCGCUCGUGCUGGAUGGGACGCCAGGCGGACCUUUCGCGGCCCACCGAGCAAUGCUGGCGGUUCGUUCGCCCUAUUUCCGGGCUCUCCUCCUUGGCGAGUACAGCGACUCCUCCGCGCAAACCCUGGCAUUACCAAGUCCACCGUUCACUCCAGCAUCAACCACCUUCGUCCUCGGCUACCUCUAUUCGGGAACUCUCGACUUCUCGACGCGCAGUUUCGACCUGUCAACGGCUUUCGAGCUUUGGCGGUGCGCCGCCUUUCUCGGUCUGUCUACGCUACAAGACGAGCUUGAAGAUUGGGUCUGUUCGACCUUGACAACUCAGCGAGCUGCCCGAGUAUUCGCCUUCGCGCAUGCGCCAGACGUCGGCAGCAACCGCCUCGCAUCCGCAGCGAUGCCGCACCUCGUCGAGCGCCUUGACCCGACCUGGGUUGCGACUCCCCACGUCGGCGAAGUCGACUACGAAGCGCAGAAGAAGCUUGUCCGUGCGGCAUGCGACAACGUCAAGCCCGACAAUGCAGCCUCUCUCGCUGUGCAAGUCGCCGCCUGUCGUCGCAAACUCGCUGCCUCAUCGUGGGCAGAGCACGUGCGUGCGAUGCUCGAAGCGGUCGAAGCCCAACUCGUCGCUGUAAUGGCAAACAAUCUCGACGGGGUUGUGCGCUCGGCGAGUUUCGGCGACCUCGUCGACGGGGUAGGGUUCAACAGCGACGUCCUCGAGUGGCUACUCGGCCUCCUCGUCAAGGGCCUCACCGAGAGUCAGGCAGCGCAGGCGUACCAGGUCUUAGUCGAGAAGGUGCUGCUUCGCGAGAAAGGACUUCGUGCCGAUGCACGUAUCCUGGUCGAGGACGCUCGCACCGGCGUCGUAAGGUACCUCAAGAGGAAGUGGGACGGUGUUCGUCAAUGCGGCGGCUUCAACGGCAUAGCGCCGCAUGUUCUGAGGGAAUUAGCCGACGAGCUCGACAUCUCUCCCGAGGACCUACUCGCAAAGCAUCCGGCCACUCGCACUACGACGAAUCGUGCGAGGCGACCCCCGCCGCACCUCCUCGAAGGCAGACCGUCGCCAGUCCAACCAAUGCAGACAGCGGCAUCGGUCGAGCGAGCCGCGACUCGUCUCGGGCCUCGCGCCAGUCUACCUACGCAGAGCCCUGCGGUCGGCGCAAGGCUUGCCCCCAGGCGGGGUGGGGCGACAGCUGCGCAAGCGCCUGCAGCCAGGGUGUCGAGUGGCCGCAACACAGCACGCGUAGCACACGCUCCGGCCUCAGAUGCGAGCGAUGCUGGCGCAGCCCGACCGAUACCGCCUGCGCGCCCAACAAGCACUCGCGCGGACGACGAACCACGACCGUCAUUAGUGGCGAGUCGAGCCGCGCCGUCAGCCAGCACGCCUCGAUCCGAGACCGCGUCGAGGGCCCCGAGGCUGUCGCACACAACGCUUCGACACCCAGAAGCGGCUCCCUCGUCCAGCGCGAAGGCAAGCCGAGCACCCAUCGCUGCUGCGCGGCCCGUCUCUACGACAUCUCGCGGCGCUGAGGCUCGACUUGCUUCCGCGAGUGCGGACGGGCAGGACUCGCACCGUCGACCUCCCCAGCGCGACAGGUCUUCAUCUGCAUCGACUGCGACUUCCCGCACGCUCGCGCGACCGCCAUCUACGAGCUCGAUCCGGUCGACCAGGACACUGCAUGCGUCUACGCCUACCAUCCGCGGUCGUACACGCGCCGACUCGCAAUCGUCUUCAAGUCACCGGCACCCUACUAGCGGAGCUCGCUCGAUCGCAGACAAUCCCGUUCGAGGUCCGCGCAAAUUGCGACCGGCCGCAAGCCCGCAGACAGGGCAGUCUGCACCGUCCGGCACCGCCUUGUUGGCGCCCAUUCCCUGCAUCGUCACAGUCGGGCGCGAUCGCCUUUUUCGAAUCCGGGCUCAAGUUCGGUACAUCGGUCCGCUUGACGGCCAGCAAGGCGAAUGGGUUGGCGUCGAGGCGCGGGCGACGGCGAUACCGGACGAAGCGCUGACUCUUCCCUGGGGCGACGGUUCCCGUAACGGGGUAACUUAUUUCGACCUUUCUGCCGACGAUCCAUCCGGCAGCUUGCAGGCAGCGCCGGUCUCGCACGACGCCGCUCUUGACAAUCCCGCCUCUCGGACCGCUUCCCCGGCCCCGCCGUCGCAGGCGGCGCUUGAUCCGUCCGACUCCCUGCGUCGUCCACCAUCGAGGCGUGCUAGGCGGUCGGCAUCGAGCGACCGCAGCGCAGCCGCCGUGACUCGCAAGGCCCUGUUCGUCCGUCCUCACCAAAUUGUCUACGUGCUCUGA
Molecule: messenger RNA, 2886 nt
Organism: Rhodotorula toruloides NP11
Lineage: Eukaryota; Fungi; Basidiomycota; Microbotryomycetes; Sporidiobolales; Sporidiobolaceae
Exons: 8
Coding region: 1-2886 (961 amino acids)
Molecular function (GO): protein binding
Source: RefSeq, a predicted model, not a curated record